This is a messenger RNA of Oncorhynchus tshawytscha (Chinook salmon), 1387 nucleotides long. RefSeq names its product low density lipoprotein receptor adapter protein 1-A. NCBI's taxonomy places the organism in Eukaryota, Metazoa, Chordata, Actinopteri, Salmoniformes, Salmonidae. Gene Ontology annotation, cellular component: early endosome. The transcript has 9 exons. The record is from RefSeq and is a predicted model, not a curated record. The coding region runs from base 182 to 1024 and encodes 280 amino acids.
UCUUGGGAUUCCCUCCUGACGUAUGUGACCGUGGGGAUCCCCGUUCGGUUGAUUAGCGGAUAUAGCCCCGUCCACCGGGUCCUAUUUCAACUCAUUCCAAAGACUCGGAAGUCAACUACAGUCUUUGGAGCUCUGCGGUCUACAAACACUUUUGUCAAGUUGUCUUGUCCUAAAGUCGGUGAUGGAUGCCUUACGGUCGGCUGGAAGAGCGAUCAUCCGAAGUCCAAGCAUCGCGAAACGGUCUUGGAAUUCCGGCAAACAUAAAAAACUUCCUGAGAACUGGACCGACACGAGGGAGACUGUUGUGGAGGGCAUGACCUUUAACCUCCGCCACCUAGGCAUGACCCUGGUGGACCAGGCCAAAGGAGAGGACCUAUCAGCAGCUGCUGUCAAGAGGAUCAUUGCCACGGCCAAAGCGGGAGGUAAGAAGCCUCCGAAGGUUUCUCUGAAGGUUUCUCCUCUGGGUAUAAUGCUCUAUGAUAGUCUGACCAACCAGCUGCUAGACAACAUCUCCAUAUACAGGAUAUCCUACUGCACGGCGGACAAGCUGCACGACAAGGUGUUUGCCUACAUUUCCCAGAACACCCUCAACGGAACACUGGAGUGCCACGCCUACCUCUGCCCCAAGAGGAAAGUGGCCCAGGCAGUGACUCUGACUGUAGCACAGGCCUUUAAAGUGGCCUUUGAGUUCUGGCAGGUUGCCAAAGAAGAGAAAGCGAAGAGGGUGAAGUCCGGCUCGGCUGGAGAAGCAUCCGGCAGCUCCCAAUUAGAAGGAUCCAACAGCCUGGCUAGUCUGAAAGGAGAAGAUGUUGCCACGGGUAACCUACUGGACCUGGAGGAACGGACUCAUGUUGCCGUGGUUCUGGAAACCAAUGGCAACGAGGAGUUCCAGAUGGACGACCACACCGCUCCCGAGGACAUUGAUAACAAUAACACUGUCUGGGAAAUUGAGGAAGACUUGGAUGAGGCUUUUCUAGACUGGCAGUGUCCCGUACUAACCCCCAGGUCCUGGAUGUUGGGGUGACCCCCCAGGAUUGGCUUACAGAACCUGACCGGGCCAAUGGGAACACAUGCAACCAGAACACAUCGGACACCACCAAUGGAGAUGACUUCUCCUUUGUCUUCUGAUUGGCGACCGAGAGGCACAGCCUUUGGGCUCUUUGGCCCAAUCCCGAAUCAACCCCUAGGCCCUACGCAGGAGCUACAGCAUACCAUGUUUGUUUCCUCUCAGGUCUGCAUAGGUCUAGGGCUCAAUUUGAGAUGGGGCCCAUAGAGUUGGCUUUGGACCCAUUCCAAACCGAUCCCUUGCCUCCCCCUUAUAGAUCUGAAAGGACUGCAUAGGUUGACUCCCUCCCCUUAUAGAUAGUAGUAUUACUCUUUGGACCAU